AUGACAAAUUAUCAUAGAGUAUGUUUUAUCGCUUUUUUAGGGGCUGCGCCAUUAACGGCAAUAUUGGAAUAAAUAUACUAACUAAUAUUCCAGAUAAGUACGGAUGAUGAAGGUAAUAAUAUAAAUAAUACGGUAAUAGAGAAUUCAAAUAAUGAAGAUGAUAUGGAAGAACCAAUACUAGGUUCUUCAGCAGAUUUAUCAAAUAAUACCAACACCGAUUCAAAUCUAGAUUUAGAAAAUCAAGGUGAUACAACUUAUCCAUCACGAUUAUCAUCAAAGCAAAGAAUAGUUCGUUUUUUGCACCACUUUGUACCCAUUAAACAAACAUAUGAAAGAUUAAAUAAUGGUUUAAACACUGGUAGAUUACAAACUAAUUUACCUGGUAGAUUUAUUGGACAAGGUACUGAUGGUGUUUUUAGAAAUUUAAUGGCUAAACCUGAUACUGAAUCAAAUAGAAAUAGACAAGAACAAGAAUUACAUCCACCAACUUAUGAAGAAGCAGCUGCUGAUUCAUCGCCUGAAUAUUGGGAAUCAACAAUGAUUUCACCAAUGUAUGAAGAUGAAGUAUUUGUACAAGGUUUACCAGUAGGGAAUAUUGCAAAUUUUGUAUGGAAUGCUUUAGUUACUGUUGCUUUUCAAUUUGUGGGUUUCAUAUUAUGUUAUUUACUACACACUUCUCAUGCUUCAAAACAAGGUUCAAGAACUGGGUUGGGAAUAAAUUUAAUUUUAUAUGGUUGGAAUUUAAUACCUUCAAAUUUUGGAAGUUCAAAUCAAUUACCAAAGAAAAUUAUACCCAAUGAUCCAAAUGAAUUUGAUAUAAUAAAUAAAAAUUCAAAAAUUGAUGGAAUACUAGAUAAUUAUAAAUCAAGUAUACUGUUGAUAAAUGAGAAUAAUAAUAAUUAUGAGAAUAAAAAUUGGAUUGAUAGUUCAAGUAAUAUACCUUAUGUUGCUUAUGGAUUAAUAUCUUUUGGUUUAUUUAUAAUUUUAAAGGCUGUUGUUGAUUAUUAUAAAGUUAAACAAUUGGAAAAAGUCAUUUUAAAUCCAAAUACAAAUAUAGUAGUGGAACAACCGCAACAAUCUCAAUCGCAAGAACAAAAUCAAGAACAACAACAACAGCCAAAUACUGACUAA
Molecule: messenger RNA, 1131 nt
Organism: Insectozyma verbasci
Lineage: Eukaryota; Fungi; Ascomycota; Pichiomycetes; Serinales; Debaryomycetaceae
Source: the annotation of a GenBank genome assembly